Molecule: messenger RNA, 612 nt
Organism: Metarhizium brunneum ARSEF 3297
Lineage: Eukaryota; Fungi; Ascomycota; Sordariomycetes; Hypocreales; Clavicipitaceae
Gene: MEP10
Product: Extracellular metalloproteinase 10
Molecular function (GO): metalloendopeptidase activity; zinc ion binding
Source: RefSeq, a predicted model, not a curated record
AUGAAAAAUAGCUACAAUGCUAGGGACCAAGGAUACGGCAACAACUCGUCACAACGGCAAAACCUGGUCGGCGUUGGUGCAAAGAAGGACGUCAAGGUUGAGGCCAAACAAGGCAAGGGAAACUUUGUCCUUACUGGCACCACUGGCGCUGCAAACCAUCCCAAUGCCAAGCUUGUCUAUCUUCGCAAGAAGGAUGGUAAACUGGCCCUCACCUGGCGGGUGGAAACCGACGUUCGUGACAACUGGCUUCUGAGCUACGUCGACGCGUAUCACUCAGGCAUGAUUCACAAUGUCGUUGAUUGCGUUUCUGAUCUCGCAACCUACCAAGUCUACCUCUGGACCGUCAAUGAUGCCACCGAGUGCGGCAGAACCUCCUUGAAUGACCGCUGGAAUACGGCCGCUUCGCCAUUCAUGCGCAAGGACUAUAAGAACAACUACCGACCUGACAGCCCCAAUGACACCUUUAUGUGUCCUUACGAUCCAUCACAGAGCGACCCCACAGGCUACAAGGACGCAUCCAUCACACAGCUCUUCUUCACGGCCAACAAGUACCAUGACUUGCUCUACGUGCUGGGCUUGGACGAAAAAAGAGGCAACUUCCAAGGCAAAUAA